CCCUUGGAGUGUUGACACGGCAUCAGUUAGCCCCCAUUUCCCCCCACAACCCCUUCCCACGCUUCCCAUCCUCCCCCACGGCCUACUUUUUUCUUAAGAGGAGGUCCAUGGCCGAGGCCACCCGCGUCAUUGUUCCUGUCCUGGAUGCAAAUUUGGCAUGAGGCAUCGCGCCUUGCCCAAGACGGACAACUGGCACAGUACUUUUUCUGCCGAGAUAGGGACAUCACCUUCAAUCAAGGUAUCAUUUUUCUUCCACCCCACGUGCUUUGCACCCACACUGUAGCACGACAACAACCACCGACGGGCGAUGAUAAGACUUCAGCCCCGAACGGCCCGGAGUUCGGGGGCUGAAGCUCGCCGGCACCACUUACAAGAUCAGGCCGGACCCUCUCACUCACUUCUAACCUUACCCAGAGAUUUCCUGUUUUGGACUUCCUGAGCCUCUGGACCCCAACCCCGGAUGGAGACCUCUUGGAGCCCUUGGAUAUGGAUUGGUGUGGUUUCCACCACCUGCGCAUUGCUGUCAUCAUGAUGCGCGCUCCUCGUGAGAGGAGUUGCUGUUUCUCCUGGCGAGAGAUGAGAAAAAGUCAGUUUGACGAGGUAAGGUAAAUUAUCGCCGAUGCUCUCCAGAGACUGCCUGUGAUGGACUUUGUUUCCGCGGAACGAGGCACCCCUUUUCCCCCUUAAACUUUCUCUAGGUCCCAAUUAGCAACACUCUGGCUGCCCUCCAUCCGCAUGUGGAGGGAGACCUGCACAUUGCAAUCCGAUUUUUUGCGCGCAGGAUGCCGUUCACCUGGUUGAAGACAUCAACUGUCAAAUUUGAGCCUUCAUCCGCCGUACCUGCCGUCCCCCUCUCUUUCAGAAAGCCUCGGAAGCGACAAACCCAAACCCAACCCCAACCCGAACAGUUCGCCAUCACACGACAACAACAGCCUCGGGAGGAUGUAGCGGAAUCCCCUGUUUCACGGGGCUUGCUCAGUGCGUGAUGUGUCGCCCAAGCUUUGCAGCCUCGCCUUACUUUUGGUCCUUGAAUACCACCAGUCAGAUGUGAGGAAUGAAGCUCUCGUCGAGUCCGGGCAGCUCUUCGUCAUGUGGCACAAAUCUCCGAGUUGUGAUCACGCCUGGGUCAUGCAAGAGCACUUCCAAGAGCCAUGAGCAGGCGUGUGUGUUGAUGAAGCACGUUGAAGAUACAAGAUAGGGCUAGGGCCAGCAGUUGCCUGGCGCUUUAGCUUUGUAGAAAGAUUGAAGCCAAUACACUGCCUGGACAAGCCUUGUCGGCCAGCCUGAUUGCAAGAGUCCUAUCCGGGGUUGAUUGUGGAGGUUGAUGAUGUCCCAGGAUUUACACAUGCUGAGGGAUGGGGUCGGAGCCACGCCUACUUACCUGGUUUCCGGGGCUGCCACACCUGUUGUUGACCUUGGGUUAAGGAUCCUACACUGCAGCUCAGAAGAAGAAGAAGUCGACCAACAACGUGCCAACUUACAGCCCUCGACAACGUCUGUUCUUAUGAAGAAUGGCAGAAAGGGGAGCCGGGCGACAUCUCCGGGAGUGGACACUUGAAGAGGGCCCCGUCAUUGACAGGACGAGACACCAGCCAUCGACAAACUUGGUCAAGAAUACUCGAGCCAUCGACGUCGAUUCGUUCGCCCAUCGACAACCGUAUGAUGAACGCCGCUUGAUCAACGUCUUUGGCCGGCAGACAUCCACAUCAGACCCUAGCUGCAUACUGAGCAAUGAGUUGGAGGGGCUGUUGCUGAUGUGGCAAGCAAGUGGGCGAGUUUGGUGCUUUUGGCCAUUGUGUAUCUGACUGAUGCCAACCCAGCUGAGUCUCGAGAUGUCUUGCACGACAUCAAGCCAGGCAAUGAGGAGGUCUGGUCUUCAGGACACCUGUCGCAGACACCCAAUCAAGGUACGCUCUCCCAUCGACAAUAUCGCGGCUACUGCGGAUCGAUCAAAAAAUCAGUCGAUGCAUAUCUUUGAGGGUCUCAUGCACAGUCGACCAGAUGUAGCAGUUGCGCAUUCUUGAGGCAUCUUUUGUCCCGUUGCAUAUCAGGAACGAGCUCUCCAAUGAUGUCGACAAAAAAUGCACUUUUGCUCUUCGAUGUGACCGAGUCAUGGAGCCUCGGACGAAACAUCAAUCUCGCAGUCUCGGCAUGCGUCGAAAGUGAGGCGGCUGCAUGUCCAAAGCACGACCAAGUACGGGGACAUCGUGUGUUUGGGCAUUGCUGAGUUGGCAGAGAGAGGGGAGAGUGAAGGGCCGAAACGAUUACCCAUCACAGAGCCUUCAGAACCGAUUGAGAGCACCACCAUCAUCGCCGCCGACGUCCAAGCAAAACUCGUCCAGCUGCCGUGGUGGCUUUCCCAUCAUGACCGGUCAACGACAGGAUUUCCAUUUUUGGAUAUUCAGGUUCUGAACCAAAACCGGGCGAGACUGAACUGACAGGAGGCGCCUUUGCUCUUGUCCAUUCACACGAGAGAGCGAGGCACCAAGCAGGUGAGCUUGGUUGGUAUUGGCUAUCGUGGCCCACUUGUAGACGACUGGCUGGUGGACAGCAAUGGUAAGACAACCCCUCUUCUUCUGUUGAACAGCAGCAUGCCGCCGAGAGUGUUUCCUGAGACAUGACGACGCCGAGCACUGCGGGGUCGUAGCAUGGUUUCCAUGAGGUCGGCAAUCUGGGGACGACUUGCUGCGUGAGUGGUCUUUUCGAUCUUGGUGACCCUUCAACAAGAGCGCGCGAGCAGCAGCACUGGCGGCAACGGCGUCUGUCCUAUCGGUGCUUCUCUCGCUAUCUGUGUCAUCAGGCUGUCAGUGAUUUGAUUUGGAUUAUCCGAAUAUCCCGCAACAAACAGGUGAGGAGUAUGUCAAGGGAGUGUAAGUGAAUGUGACAGGUCGAAGCUGAGCUGGCACAGGACCUGUCUGCAUCUCCCAUAGGCCAUAGUUGCAUGAUGGCGUCGCACACCGCUGACGACUGGUUGGAUAUCCUGUUUCUGGUCUGCUCGGCGGGGCUCUUGAAGCGAUUCCGGCCUAUCAGCAGAGGUGGUGAUAGCUAGCCUGCAACAUGAGCAGGGGACAGGCUGCAUCAGACGGAAUGCCAACGCAUCACUGCAGAGGCACUAGGCCGUCGAGCCGGCCGACUCUGAUGAGGUUCUCGUGUGAGAUUGGCGAAGAGAUGGCAGCGCGGUGCAGCGACGCGCAGGUAUGCGCAGGGAGUCGCAGCAAAAGUGCAGAAAGGAAGCGGCAGGAAACAUUGCGAUGGACGGUGCCGAGACGAGAAGCGAACAGCCAGAGCGGGGUCUCAUCAGACAAGACGAGCCUGUCUUCGAAUGACAGUGUAGAUUUAAAAACCCGCGCGCCCCUUCCUUGCCCAACAGUUGUCCUUUCCCCCCAGAGAACUCUUUCCACACCAGAGCCCAACGAGACCCGCCAUCGUUCACCGUUACUGCCCAACCUGACGCCAUCCUUCCUCACUGGUUCUCUUUUUUAUAUACCUGAACACCUCACCGCUCCUCUCUGCCUCCACACAGAAACCACGCCAGUCUCCCCAAGACUCCAUCACCACUUCCAUCCCCACAGGACAUUCUUCCUUCUGCCACUGGAUCCUUCCCCAAAACGGACAAGACACGUUGGAAGCCUCCAUUGCUGUCGUUGUCUAGAGAGCAGUCACAAGCUCACAUCUUGCAUUGCCGCAUACUCUGCCUGCCGUCUGGAAUGUCUGCCACGGUUAUGUCCCGGACCACUGAUACCAUGCCUGGCUACAACACUCACAAUCUUGAACUGGACGAGGUUCACACCCCCUCGAGGUAUAUUACGCUUGUUUUCAUUUGUUUCCUGGGAGGCCCAUAGUGCUUUUUGCUUUUCACAUCAUGUUGCGAUACAAGUCAUGUUUUUCCUUUUUCUAUUUCUGCCUGUUGAACAUCUUGCCUUGGACCAGGUCUUGAGUGAGACGCCCCAUGAGCAUGGAUCGAUCAAUCAAUCUGGACAUACGAGAGACUUUUGCAACCCAGGGACAGCGUUUCACAGACCGAUUUCUUCCCAAGGACACAAACGUCCCAUGGAUCGCCAACUGGAUGCCCCGGAUUUCAUCUGCCAUGGACUACUGCCACGGAGCUCUCGUCACAAACUUCUGGAUGGAUGGUGUCUCAGCCGAGUCACUCAGAUCAGUCAGACCUGGCACUCGUGCUGGGUUGACUGCAUCGCACUGUUACUUUUACACAAGCUUUUCGAAGCUCAAUCAGUAAGUCUCGGACACAGUUCGCCAACAUUUCGACAAGUCGCUUGAGGAUCUUGCCAUGCGGGCUUCGACACUCUUUUCGGACAGCAACGGGGACGACAACAUCAUGGAGAUGGCUUUCUCUUUCUUUCUCUCAGGACCACAGGACUUGAAAAAGAACAGGUUUCGCAGACAGGACUUGCGCACUGGAAUUUCCCGGACACUGGAUUCAUCUUAUGGACAACUUUCUUUUGCCAGCGAGGACCUUCAACUUCAUACAAUCACAAGUCGCUGACUUGUGCAUGGCUUCUCUUCGAAUACACCUUGGACACCUUUCUGGACUUGCUUUUUCUUCCCUCUCCGGAUCAUCGACGAGGAUUUUCCCCUGGACUUCCCUGGACCUUCUCUCACCACACUGCUAUCGACACCCGGACAUGUCUUGCUCAGCUCAGAGUGGAGGAAAACAAGAUUGAUGAGAAAUACUGUCUCUUGAUCCUCUUUUCUGUAGCUUGACUAGAUCUCCGCCAACAACAGCCAAGGAUUUUCUCUGGUUUGCUUUUCGCACCGGUUUCGCUUUGCUUUUUCUUCAACCUGGAUUCACUUUGCUCCUCGUGACGCGACCGGAUUCUCAACCUGGCUCCAGGCCAGCAGCCUUGAUGUGAAACUUCUUUCGCCAUGGAUUCCCGGAUAGUGUUGCUCUUUGAGAACGCUCAAUUGGAUACAGAGUUGUGCCAUUUGAUGCCUCAGUUUCUUUUUGGUCACGUUUCCUUUCUACAUUUUCUUUUCUCUCUACAAGACGACAACGAGAUGGUGGAAUGAACAGCACACUAACCAUUUGCUCCAGCGACUAUAGCUACAGUGCUCAGCCCAACAUGCUUUCCUCAUCUGCCUCUGGAAUCUUUUCUUUUUGUCAAACAGGACCAGCCGACCUUUCUGGCUCGGCUUGGGACACGACAGUUGAAGGACCACAGAACUUUCCUGAGUUUACGGAUGCCACGGAUUACUAUGCUGGAGAAGCCGAGGACUCUUUCUUGCCAUUUGGCCAAAUCACCCCAAAACCGGACCAAGAUGACUUCCACGCCCGCUGGGCUCCUUCCGACAACAAGGCCCUGAAGGCUGAGCCCAUGCGCAGAGGCACCUCGCGCAGCUCCACUGGGAGCCUCAAGAACAGAAACACAAAGCCUUCUGCCACUUCGGUCAAGAAGACCAGGUCAAGAGUACAGUCCAUCCUUACACAGACAUCAUCACAGAUGUCCAAGCUUGACAUGGCUGGUGCCCCCUACUCGGAUGGCCCUGCUGUUGCCGCUGGCCGGAUCAUGGAUGUGCAGCAAUACCUUGCUCAGGAUCUCGACACUCUUUCCGUCAGCGGUGCUGGCUACUACCCCAUGAUGGGUUUCCCGGAUGGCUUGACCUACAGCAACGACUUGGCCCCCAUGGCCCAGCACGUGAACCCCCAGAUCUUUGAUGCCGGUCUCAUCAGCCACUCUCCUCACUCUUGGGGCUCGCUGAGCCCUGUUGACUCCCGCCUGUCUUCCCCUGGUCUCGGCGAUGGUGCCGAAGACUUGUGGUCUGCUGUCCCUUCUGCCUCGUCUCCUGGCGAGAGCCAGAGCUCCAACUCGCCUGUUCUGCCUGGCCAGUCACCAAGGUAUGUUGCGACUACAAACGCGGUUGAGCUCGGUGCAUUGUCUCACACCAGUGAUUUCAGGAUGAGCCGGAAAAUGGAUGGCCAGUAUGUGACAUCUGACGAUCUUCACCUUGUUCCCGCCAUGGGUGAGGAUGCUUUUGCCCUCCCUCCUGCCUUUGGCGCCCGCCGCAUGAGCGGCGAAGGUGAGUCUGCUCGGGACCAUUAUCUCUACAAGAAUGCGUACCCCCACGCGGACGGACUUUUCCACUGCCCCUGGGAGGGCCAGCCGAGCUGCAACCACAAGCCCGAGAAGCUCAAGUGCAACUACGACAAAUUUGUUGACUCCCACCUCAAGCCCUACCGCUGCAAGGUUGAGGGUUGCCAGAACGCCCGCUUUUCUUCCACUGCUUGCCUCCUCCGACAUGAGCGUGAGGCCCAUGCGAUGCAUGGCCAUGGUGAGAAGCCCUACCUGUGCACCUAUGAGGGCUGCGAGCGCUCCGUUGCCGGCCACGGAUUCCCCAGACAAUGGAACCUCAGGGACCACAUGAGGCGCGUCCACAAUGACAACGGCACCACCGCUCAGGCUGCUUCCCCUCCCGCCUCUGGCGCCACCACCUCUACCCGUGGCCGCAAGAGAAAGAGCGAUGUUCAGGAGAAGCCCGCCCAGGAGAAGACCAGCUCCCGCAAGUCCAAGUCUGAGGCUUCCAAGCCCGUCGAGCCCCCCGUCAACCUCGAGAUCACCCAAUGGUGGGAGCACCAGAGAGCUCUCCAGGACCUCGUUUCCGCUGGCUACCAGCCCGACGACAUCCAGACCUUCCAUUACAUCAAGGAGGCUCAGGACCACUUGACCGCCAUGGACAGGAUCACCCACAACCUCACCGCUAAGCCCGAGGUCCGCCGCGGUUGGAGGAAUUGAGCGAUUGUGAGUUCUCACUGCGAGAUCUUCGAGCCAGCCAUGUGACUCUCCCCACGCCGCGCCGAGUGCGCCGGUUUGAUGUGGAAACAAGGUCAGACACAUCGUUCUGGACUUCAACCCCCACGGAUUAGGAUCUCCGAGCAUGCCUGCCAAUCGGUGUAUCUCUUUCACCCCCUAUGCUUUCUUUCCUUUUUUCUUGUUUGCGUAUGGCGGACUUGGUUGAAUUUGACAAAAAAUGGAAAAAGACCAAAAAUAUGGGACAGUCUCUUUUGAGGCAAUUGGGAGGACAGACCUUUUAUGGAUUAUGACUUAUGAUUUACGAAGAUAUGACUGGGGCUUUAAAUAUCGGAUUGGGAAACCUCAGAUAGAACAUUUUUUUUUCGUGUUGGCUACAUGGGCCACACAGACUCAGACACCACGACGGACAGCAUUUCUUUUGUCAGACUUUUCUUUUGUUUAUGAGAUACGGGAGAUACGGGAUAUGAACACGCGGGUUUUUUUUCCUUUUGGUUAUGGAGUCUAAAAGAAAGGAUCUGGGAUUGUUUUUCUGGAAUACAUAGCGCAAAGCGAGAACUUGUUUAUCAAGGAUUUUUUGGAUUACCGGUUAUGGGUGUUGUUUGACAUGAAAAACAAACUGGGAGAUUUGAUGAUAAGGAUAUGAUGAUGACCUGGCGUUUUCUUUUUUGAACGGAUUUGUAGAAAAGUUAUUGUAGACUUGGGAAAGAUUUGUGUGCUUGUUUGUUUGUAGUUUAGUUUGCCUUUGUUGUAUAUAUUUUGGCAAUGUUGGAUAACCAGUGUUGUAUAUUGUAUAUUGUUUAGCAGCACAUAGCGUUGAAUGGCAUGGGAUGGCAUGGGAUGGAAUAGGAAGAGGCAAAAAGCUCAUGGCUGUUUGUGUGUGUGUGU
Molecule: messenger RNA, 7652 nt
Organism: Podospora bellae-mahoneyi
Lineage: Eukaryota; Fungi; Ascomycota; Sordariomycetes; Sordariales; Podosporaceae
Exons: 6
Coding region: 5025-6749 (574 amino acids)
Biological process (GO): regulation of transcription by RNA polymerase II
Cellular component (GO): nucleus
Molecular function (GO): RNA polymerase II cis-regulatory region sequence-specific DNA binding; DNA-binding transcription factor activity, RNA polymerase II-specific
Source: RefSeq, a predicted model, not a curated record